AUGCCAAAGGUUAAGACUAACCGAGUCAAGUACCCAGAAGGAUGGGAGUUGAUCGAGCCUACUCUUCGGGAGCUAGAUGCUAAGAUGAGAGAAGCUGAGAUGGAUACACAUGAUGGCAAGAGAAAGUGUGAAACUUUGUGGCCAAUCUUCAAAGUCGCUCAUCAGAGGAGUCGAUAUGUAUAUGACCUUUACUACCGAAGGGAUGAAAUAUCUAAAGAGCUCUAUGAGUUCUGCUUGGAUCAGGGAUAUGCAGAUCGUAGCCUCAUUGCGAAAUGGAAGAAGUCGGGAUACGAGCGUUUAUGCUGCUUGCGCUGCAUACAGCCAAGAGACCACAACUAUGGAACAACAUGUGUAUGCCGUGUUCCCAAACACUUGCGCGAAGAGAAAGUGGUUGAAUGCGUUCACUGCGGUUGUCAAGGAUGCGCGAGUGGGGAUUAA
Molecule: messenger RNA, 438 nt
Organism: Arabis nemorensis
Lineage: Eukaryota; Viridiplantae; Streptophyta; Magnoliopsida; Brassicales; Brassicaceae
Source: the annotation of a GenBank genome assembly